Messenger RNA from Hansenula ciferrii, 471 nucleotides. RefSeq lists its product as uncharacterized. The coding region runs from base 1 to 471 and encodes 156 amino acids. The record is from RefSeq and is a predicted model, not a curated record. The transcript has a single exon. NCBI's taxonomy places the organism in Eukaryota, Fungi, Ascomycota, Saccharomycetes, Phaffomycetales, Wickerhamomycetaceae.
AUGGCAACGUUGGAUAAGAAUCUGGAAAGAAUAGAGUUAUUAAGUUCACUGUUUAUUGAUAAAGAUGCUGAUACCACAGUGGCUAGUCAGGAAGUUCAAGAUAUUGAUUAUGAAUCUGGAUCCAAUGCUGGUGAAGAUGGGAACUUGGUCGUUAAGCUGAAAAAGAAAAAACAUCAUCAUCGUCAUAAUCAUCAUUCACCAAUGAGACUUCGAGAUAGAUUGGCAAAUUUUUUUGGUUAUAGAAAUAGUGUUGAUGAACAAUUGAUGAAAUUUGCAAAUGAUGAAGAAUUAGAAGAAUGUCAAUUGGAAAAAGAGAGAGAACCUUCAUUACCUGAUACUAUUAAAUCAGAUGAAACUAGAGGUUCAUCAUUAAUUAAUGAACAAACAACUUAUUAUAAUACAUUAAGAAAUAAACAUAUUGAAGAUAUUCCAAAUCCAGAUCAAUCAGAAAAUGAAAUUCCAAUUGGAUGA